GGCGACGGCUCCUUCUCCCCUGGAAGGUGGGAGGCUCCCAACCACCUGGGCUCACCUGCCAUUUCAUGGGCUGAGGUUUCCCAUGUAUGAAGUGAUCUUCAGAAAGUCGGGAUGAUAAGCCCAGGAAUGUGCUUGGGACAGUGUUUAACAGCUGCCAGCACUAGCUUAGUAUUUAUGAGAAGGAAGGCUGAUACAGCUUUUCCUUGCUCACUUAGGGAAGUCAAAGUGCAAGAUGUCCACCCGGUCCUCAGAUGUGAACCUAAGCAUGAAACUACCCGAUGGGCUGAACAGGCGUCUGGGAUCAGGAAGAGGGUUCAUAAUCACAGGGUUGGGAGCAGGCAGGGGCCAGGGAUGCCAUGAUCUUCGACGAGGAAGAGUGGAGGUGCCAGGAGGAGGGCCCCGCUAUUUCGCCUUGGUUUGGGGUGAGGCGGAGGCCUUCAGGUACCAUUUUCCCAACUGAAACCUGCAGUGAGGCCACACGCUCAGGCCAGGAGGGAAGGGCGGGGGAGCUGAGGACGGCUCCGCCAUUGCCUUCUCUCGGAGUCUGAGUAGGGCGGUCCGCUCCUGAAUUUCCCCCGGCCGCAGCGCGGACCGCCAGGCGCGCGUUCCCAGAGCGCCCGUGCGUUCCGGGUUCCGCGGAAGACCGGAAGAGGCGGGGCCACCUGGCGAGCGCGCCCCGCGUCGGCGUAGAACGUUUCCUGGGAGAGGCGUCAGAGCGGCAGCCUCAGACUGCACGUGGAUUGCUGCCCCUGGUGCCGAGGGCGCGUCUCGGGCCCGGACCCGCUUUCAGUAUCAUGGGGCGCAAGUUGGACCCGACCAAGAAGGAGAAGCGCGGGCCCGGCCGAAAGGCCCGAAAACAGAAGGGCGCCGAGACCGAGCUCGCCAGGUUCUUGCCUGCAGCUGGUGAUGAAAAUUCCAAAAGGCUGUCCAGUCGUGCUCGAAAGAGGGCAGCCAAGAGGAGGUUGGGGUCUGCUGAAACCUCUGAGAUGAAUAAGCGUCCUGGGGUCAAACCAUUACCUGGAAAGCUUCCAAAAGGAGCUCUGCAGACACCUGGUAAGAAGGGAGCCCAGUCCUUACUUAACACUGCUCGAGGCAAGAAGCGCCCAGCACCGGCCCAUAGCAGUGACGAGGAGGAGGAGGAGGAAGACUCUGAAGAGGAUGGUGUGGUAAACCAGGGGGACCUCUGGGGCUCUGAGGACAGUGAUGCUGAUAUGAUAGAUGACUAUGGAAUAGACUCCAACUCAGAGGACAAAGAUGAAGAGGAGUUGCUGCCCAUUGAAAGGGCUGCUCGGAAGCAGAAGGCCCAGGAAGCUGUUGCUGGGGGCCCGUGGAGUGAGGAGGAAACUGACGAAGAGGAGGAAGUGUCCCCUGAGUCAGGCCCCCAAAAGGAAUACGAGACAGAUGGGGGCCUGCAGAUCAACCUGGAUGAAGAGGAGCCUUUUGUGCUGCCCCCUGCUGGGGAGAUGGAGCAGGGUGCCCAGGCUCCAGACUUGCAGCGAAUUCACAAGCGCAUCCAAGACAUAGUGGGAGUGCUGCGUGACUUUGGGACUCAGCGGGAGGAAGGCCGGUCUCGAGCUGAGUAUCUGCACCGGCUUCAGCGGGAUCUGGCCACUUACUACUCCUAUGGAGACUUUCUGCUUGGCAAGCUCAUGGACCUCUUCCCUCUGUCUGAGCUGGUGGAGUUCUUAGAAGCUAAUGAGGUGCCUCGGCCCAUCACCCUCAGGACCAACACCUUGAAAACCCGGCGCCAAGACCUUGCUCAGGCGCUAAUCAAUCGUGGGGUUAACCUGGAUCCCCUGGGCAAGUGGUCAAAGACCGGACUGGUAGUAUAUGAUUCCUCAGUGCCCAUUGGUGCUACUCCCGAGUACCUGGCUGGGCACUAUAUGCUACAGGGAGCCUCCAGCAUGUUACCUGUCAUGGCCUUGGCACCCCAGGAACAUGAGCGGAUCCUGGACAUGUGUUGUGCCCCUGGAGGAAAGACCAGCUACAUAGCCCAGCUGAUGAAGAACACAGGUGUGAUCCUUGCCAAUGAUGCCAAUGCUGAGCGGCUCAAGAGUGUUGUGGGUAACCUGCACCGGUUGGGAGUCACCAACACCAUUAUCAGCCACUAUGAUGGGCGUCAGUUCCCCAAGGUGGUGGGGGGCUUUGACCGAGUACUGCUGGACGCUCCCUGCAGUGGCACUGGGGUCAUCUCCAAGGACCCAGCUGUGAAGACUAACAAGGAUGAGAAGGACGUCCUGCGCUGUGCUCACCUUCAGAAGGAGUUGCUCCUGAGUGCUAUUGACUCUGUCAAUGCCACUUCCAAGACAGGAGGCUACCUCGUCUACUGCACCUGUUCCAUCAUGGUGGAAGAGAACGAGUGGGUAGUAGACUAUGCCCUGAAGAAGAGGAAUGUGCGGCUGGUGCCCACAGGUCUAGACUUUGGCCAGGAGGGCUUUACCCGCUUUCGAGAAAGGCGCUUCCACCCCACUCUGCGUUCCACUCGCCGCUUCUACCCCCACACCCACAAUAUGGAUGGUUUCUUUAUUGCCAAGUUCAAGAAAUUCUCCAAUUCUAUUCCCCAGUCCCAAACAGCCCCAGGAAAUUCUGCAACAUCCACCCCUACAAACCCAGAUGUGCCUGACCUUAAAGGCCAGGUGACCCCCAAGCCUGAGAGCAGCAGCAAGCCUGCCAAGAAGGCCAAAGGGGCUGUGAAAGCAGAGUGGCACUUGCAGAAACGGCAACGUCCCAAGAAGACCUCCUUCCAGAAGCAGAAUGGUAUCCCCAAAGGGGCAGACUCUGAAUCGUCCACUGGACCUUCUGUCCCAAAGGUCCAAGCCUCCUCCAAGCUCCAGGGUAACAGGCAGCCAGCUGAAAAGGCCGUAGUGAUCAGGAAACCCAAGGUGACUGGGAAACUAAAGCAACUGUCACCUAAACUGCAGUCUUCCAAGAAAGUUGCCUUCCGGAGGCAGAAUGCUCCUCUCAAGGGCAUGGAUACAGAGAUGCCCUCAGGGCUGUCCCUCUCCAAGCCUCUGGCCACUUGGAAGCCUGAGAACUGUGUUCAGCCCCAAGGGGCUGAGAAGGUAAAGCAGCAGGUGCCACAGAAGCCUUCCAAGAAAGCUGCCUUCCAGAAACAGAAUGGCACCUCCGAGGGACCCCAGACUCCUACCAUGUCCCCCCUUAGUGCCAGCCGACCCCCACCAGCAAAGAGGAGAAAAUCUCAGUCCAGAGGCAGCAGCCAGCCACUGCUGUCUUAGAUACUUGGGUGAAAUGAGACUGGGGUGCUCCUUGCUGUUGUCCCUGGGUUGGAACUCUUGCCUCUGUGAGGAUGGCUUUCCCACUCUGCAUAUGAAGUUUAAUAUACAUUUUGCAAUCUC
Myotis myotis is the source of this 3356-nucleotide messenger RNA. RefSeq names its product NOP2 nucleolar protein (gene NOP2). The transcript has 16 exons. Gene Ontology annotation, cellular component: nucleolus. The coding region runs from base 795 to 3236 and encodes 813 amino acids. The record is from RefSeq and is a predicted model, not a curated record. NCBI's taxonomy places the organism in Eukaryota, Metazoa, Chordata, Mammalia, Chiroptera, Vespertilionidae. Gene Ontology annotation, biological process: rRNA base methylation; maturation of LSU-rRNA. Gene Ontology annotation, molecular function: RNA binding; rRNA (cytosine-C5-)-methyltransferase activity.